CCGGUCCGACGGUCUCGUAUAUCAGGGGGCCGAGCUCCCCUCCCGGCACGGCGCCUGGCAGGUUCACCUCGUGACAGAAGCAGCCAUGUCCGGGAGAGGCAAGGGCGGGAAAGGGCUGGGCAAAGGCGGCGCCAAGCGGCACCGCAAGGUCCUGAGAGACAACAUCCAGGGCAUCACCAAGCCCGCCAUCCGCCGCCUCGCUCGGCGUGGGGGUGUCAAGCGGAUCUCGGGCCUCAUCUACGAGGAGACGCGGGGGGUGCUGAAGGUGUUCCUGGAGAACGUGAUCCGGGACGCCGUCACCUACACGGAGCACGCCAAGCGCAAGACGGUCACGGCCAUGGACGUGGUGUACGCGCUCAAGCGCCAGGGCCGCACCCUGUAUGGCUUCGGGGGCUAAGCCUCUGCUGCGGGCUCGCGUGUGCGGCCACCCUAAAGGCCCUUUUUAGGGCCACCCA
Messenger RNA from Myotis lucifugus (little brown bat), 455 nucleotides. RefSeq names its product histone H4. Bases 86 to 397 code for a protein of 103 amino acids. Gene Ontology annotation, biological process: nucleosome assembly. The record is from RefSeq and is a predicted model, not a curated record. NCBI's taxonomy places the organism in Eukaryota, Metazoa, Chordata, Mammalia, Chiroptera, Vespertilionidae. Gene Ontology annotation, cellular component: nucleosome. Gene Ontology annotation, molecular function: DNA binding; protein heterodimerization activity; structural constituent of chromatin. The transcript has a single exon.